AUGAAGUCUGACCUCGGAUCCUCUCCUCAGCCUCCUUCCCCAGCGGCGUCUGGCGAGCCCGGAUUCGAUUUAACUUCGAUACGGCUGGAGUUGGAGGGGAUCGCCAACCCUGACCUCGAGUUGAGCUCGGAGGGUUCAGUCAUUAUCCGCGCUGGACCGCGCAGCUCGACCCCAUCGGCCCUUCCCGUAACCCCUAGCUCCGAUCGGAUCAGCCGGGAGCCCUCGACGCCUGUUGGACGUGUGUCCCUGAACUUGGAGAUACGGUCGCCAACUCGGCGAGGCGUCGUCGCAGUCGCUCGUUCCGAUGAAGAAACCCGUACUUCGACGAUCGGUCGUCCAGUUCCUCCGGCCGCCUCUCGUGAUUCUGAGUACCCUUCAGCCGAAGGCCCGUCCCCAUCCGCGGUCCUUUUUGUCCCUCCGGUGGUCCGUCCUCCCGAGAACGGCAGAACGGGAGACAAAUGCUACGUCGUCUUUCGGGGACUGCAGACCGGCGUUUACCGUCAUUGGGGCUCUGCGGCGCGGAUGGUCAAAAAUCCGAGAGGCGACACCUAUCCCGGGGCCUUGUGGCGCUUGCGAUAUGACCUGGCUGCGGCGCAGAGAGAACUGGAGGAUGCGCGCGCGUCGGGCUCGUCUUAUGUUCUGACUCCGCCCUGA
This is a messenger RNA of Punctularia strigosozonata HHB-11173 SS5, 654 nucleotides long. RefSeq lists its product as uncharacterized. The transcript has 3 exons. The coding region runs from base 1 to 654 and encodes 217 amino acids. NCBI's taxonomy places the organism in Eukaryota, Fungi, Basidiomycota, Agaricomycetes, Corticiales, Punctulariaceae. The record is from RefSeq and is a predicted model, not a curated record.